AAAAAAAUCAUCCGAUUCAUCGGCCUUGAAGAUUUCUUGCAAGAAAGGAAGUUAAUAUGAUGAUUUGUUAACCAGUAUGACGUUUGAAAUUAAAGCAUAAAAAGAGCAAAGACUCACGAAAAACAUUCUCUCGCUGAUAAUACAGUAAUACGGGAUAACAAACUAGCUAUCGUACACCGUUUUCGAAUUUCCUCGAGCCCCUAGUAGGAAUAUCAUUUAUUUACCAGUGUAUUUGAAUCUCUGGCUUUGUUGAGAAUGGAAUAAAUCUUCGAGAAAAGUAAUGGAAGCAACAGCGAGUGUCAUCAAAGAGGACAUAUAUCCUUCCUCAUUUAGGUCUCCAGAAAAGAAGCCCAGGAAAGCAGGUAAGAAUGAUUCUACCUCUGGAGGCACAGGAAGAACUUGUAAGGAGCACACAUUUCUGACUGACGUGGCAGAUGUCCGGACAAUGGAGCAUGGAUUGCUACAGCUUCUAGAAGAUUUUCAUUGUGGAAAACUACAAGCUUUUGGUGGAUCCAUGACGUUUGAGAAGAUGGACCAAAUCCGAGAACAGCAGGAGCAGCUCGCUCGACUCCAUUUUGAGAUGGACAUACAGCAAGACAUGCAGAGGCGAGAUACUGAUGAGGGGCGAGCAGCAGCCAAUGAGAAGCUGAGAAAACUUGUAGACAAGCUGCAUUCAAUAAGUUCAUCCAUUCAAUCCCUUCCAAAGAAUGAUGGACACAAAUAACUGAGAUCCUCCCCAAGAAUCCAAAAAUCCAAAGGAAUUCCAGCUUAUAACAUGAUUCCAGUUCUGAUUGUUGUGAUGAUUGCAAUGUCUGUAUGUAAAUGUUUGACCUAUAUAUUAAGACUAAAUCUCCAAGUCAUUUUAAAACUAAAUGAAUUUUUUUUUGUCAUUACUUUUGCUUUGCUUGUAUUGUAAACAAACACACAGUUUUAUUUUUGAGGAAUUUUUUGCCAAAGUAUGCUAGUAAAUAAUAUGUUUUGUAAUGUGUCAAGUAAUAUUUAUUGCAAUAUAUAUGUGUACAUGUAUAUUCAUAAGUCAGUGCUAAAAAUGAAUUAAGCAGUCAAAGUUCACAAUGCACUUUUUCAGUUGAUACCUGUAUGUUAUUGCAGUGUUUGUUGGUUUUGAUAUUGUGCACUUGUAUUGAGUACAUACAAUAAGCUCAAUCAUAUACCUGUCUCAGAUCUGAUUUUUUUAUAUUUAGCUUAAUUUACAUAAUUAUGACCACUAUGCCAUAUCUUUGCUUAGUUUUAGAAUCAUUAUUUUUUUUAAAAGUUACAUUAUGUAUGUGUAUAAAUUUUUUUCCAAACCAAAGGAAAUAGUAAAAAUCCACAAAUUUUAUCUUGUUUACUAUGAUAAAAAUGUAUUGGCCUUUUCAUAAAUGCUUUUAUGUAUACCUCUAAUAUACAAGUAUUUUUUAUCAAACUAAGAGAAAGUUUUUUCUUGUCUUCAUCCCAUGUAGCUUUGGGUGAGGCAUUGUUUAUACAAACUAGUACAGAGUUUAGGGCAUUUUUUAGAACUAAUUUAUCAUUUACACUCAUAUCCUUAUGAACAGUAUGAUGCUGCAUUCAUUAGUUCUGAAUAAUUUUAAAAUGCUGUGAUCAAACUUUUAUAUUAAACCUGGUACUUGGUUAUAGGGGCAUGCCACGUGAAUUAAAGACAAACAACGAUUUGUAAAGAAUUUCUCUUUUACGAAGUAAUUGGCCAUAAUUUAAUGAUUGGAAUACCUAACCAAUAUAAUUGAUACACGUAUUUCUAAUUUCGAUUCAUAAUGUUGUUUUCUUUAUUAGUGUAUAUUGAGUAGGAAUGUUGACAGUACUUGUAGAUACAUGUGUUUUGUAUUUUAUGAAAUCACUUAAAAGUUUAUUUAGAUCGUAUUCCAAAUACAUCACUGGUGCUCAUAGUGUGCAAUGCUUUAGCAUAUGACUUGAAAAUAUUUCUGCCUCGGUAUGUUUGUCAAAAAUGGAACCAAGUUACUGUAAACUUGCUCAAAAUUUUAAUUUAUAAAUAAGUGCCAAUUAUAAAUGAGUAACAAAUUUACCAAAAUAAUGAAUAGUCGCUUGAUAUAUAUACUUAUAUUUUUAUUUAAUCUAGUGACAAACCUUAAGAAUUAAAAUGAAUUUGAAAUCUAGAAAUGAUUGAUCAGGGGGUGGUGUUGUUGAGGGUGGGAUUGAAUAGAUAAUUUCAAUGAUUUUGUAAAAGUAGCAAAGUAUCUGUAUCAUUUAAAGUAAUUAACAUAAAAAGUAAAACAAGAGUGUCCAAACAAUAUCUCUCUUGAAUGAAAUUAACAUUUGACUUGUAUAUUUUUUAAUGAAUAAAACCUUUGACCCCCUUAAAGCAUCACUCACCCACUGCUAUCUUCAUUGUCAUCUCACUCUACAUUUUAUUAAAAGAAAAAUAAGUAGCAUCAGGUGCCUGUGUACUACACAGUAGAAAAAAAAUUCUUUUGUUUACUCAUCAGAUACCAUAAAAAUGAUUUUUUUUUUCACAAUUCCAAGCUUAAAGUAUUUUAAAAAUAAUGCAUACAGUCAUGUAUAUUCAAACCAUUGUGGAUUGUGGAUGAUUGUUCGAUGACAUUGUAUGUUUUUUUUUUAAAUCUUAUUUUCUCAAAAUUCACAAAUUGAAUGUCUGAUAUGGUGUCUGUUAAUUUGAUUUAAAGAAACUAGCCAUUCCAACUAGAAAUAGUAUGUGCACUUUUACAAUACAUAUCACUCUUUUUGUUAACAUGACUCUGAAUCUGUAAUCUUUGAAACAGAAACAUUCCUCUAUUGAUUAUAAAUACCCCUGCAUAUAUGUUAAGGUUUAUGCCAUGCAAAGCGGCCAAAUGAAGGUUCUUUAAAAUAACUGUGUUCAGAAUUGUUGUGAAACAUAUGCUAUUGUUUUUUUUUAUUUAGCGAUUAUACACAUUAUAUACCUUUUCACAAAGAAAAUGAAGUAGUCCAAUCCACAAAACACAUCAGUAUUUUAAGUAAAAUUAUUUCACUGAUUGCAUGUAACCAAGUUUUUAAGAUAAUGAAAGAUAUCAGUAUUUCAAAUAAAUAAUGAACUAAUCUAUUACGAAUUUCGCAUUUUUGGACAUAUGGGAUUAUUUAAUUAGUUACAAUUUGUCAUUUUCUUAUUGUCUUCUUAAUACAUAUACAGCUUUUUGUAAAUCAUACUUCUCUGCGCAUAGACAGUGUUUUUAUGUUCGAAAUGAAAUCCAUCAACUUUGGAGUACUCUAUAUAAUUGUUUUUUUCCCCCAAAAAUAUUUAUUAUCUGACAUGUAACAAGCUCUAAUGAUUAAAUCGACUACCGUGGAGGUUUUGUCUUUCACAAAGUACAAUAUAGAAACUUUACACUGUAAGAACAGGACACAUUUUUGGAAAAUUAUAGCUAAUAAAGCUUUUGUGAUCAUUA
Molecule: messenger RNA, 3395 nt
Organism: Saccostrea echinata
Lineage: Eukaryota; Metazoa; Mollusca; Bivalvia; Ostreida; Ostreidae
Product: coiled-coil domain-containing protein 28B-like
Exons: 7
Coding region: 281-724 (147 amino acids)
Source: RefSeq, a predicted model, not a curated record